Messenger RNA from Bactrocera oleae (olive fruit fly), 1306 nucleotides. RefSeq names its product transmembrane protein 17. Lineage: Eukaryota; Metazoa; Arthropoda; Insecta; Diptera; Tephritidae. The record is from RefSeq and is a predicted model, not a curated record.
GGUCUCCGACAAUUCUUUCUGGGUGUUUCAAUUAAUAAAAAAGUUCAGGUAUACAAAAUUAUCAGAACUUAGGGGAUUAACUGUAAAAAAUUAUAUGGUUUCCUAAAAUACAAAAUAAGGUAACAUCAGUCCAUAAGUUUACUGGAGAAAGAAGAAACUACUCAUACCGAAACAAAAUUGGUAUUUUGAUUAUGACUUAUUUAAAUCUAGCAGCAGAAGCUUUAAACUUUGCAUAUAUGUAUGAUGUAGUGAAUUCUAAUGAAUGAAAAACUCAAUUUCGAAUUUUGUGACGAUAAGUUGUUUUGGAUAUUAGGUGACAUCUGUACAUAUGUAUAUUUUCGUUACGAUAACGGCACUCUGUGCAAUUAAAAUUUGUGGAUCCCUAUAAGCAGCAGAAAAAAAAGUUUUUGCUCAAAUUGGCAAUUGCUUAGUUUUCUAAUGCAGUUGUUUUCAAACAAACAGGUCGCCUUGGUUACAUAAAUAUGUAUGUAUAUACACAUGUAAGUGUGUAGGUUUUUCAUUGUGGGAUUUUUUAUUGGCACUCACAAGUGACUGUCAAACGCUUCUGAAUAAAUAUUUAAUAUGUCCAAUAUAAAAAUGCUUGCAAAAUCCAGUGUGGCGGACAUAUCCUACAACGCAAAUGUUUGGCUACAAGCCGCUAUGCUAAUCAAUGCUUACAUGUCACUAAUUUGGGGAAUAAUUUACGGUUGCUAUAUACUCUAUAAUCUGUCAGAGAUGCAGGACUUCUAUGGACGCGCCGUUAUAUUCGCCUAUAUACUAUCGUUGCUGGCCGAAUUUUAUCGCUUACGCGCGGGCUAUAGAGGCAACUUGGGGGCAGAGAUCAGCGAGCUGAGCAUCUUUCUUGUGACAACACCGUUAAUACAACUACCGCUGCUCGCGUUUCUCUUUCUCGCCGUGCGUGGUGAUUGGACGCUCAUAUAUAUCAUUAUAGAGUUAAUGUUUUGUUUAAUGCUAAUUGAAUUAAUUGCCGGUAUGUGGGCAUGGCAUAUUUUUGCGAAACAUCAAAAUGAUUUGCACAAACUGAAGCGACAAAUUGCGUUGCAAAUGCAAAAUGCCAAACAAGAAAGUGCGAAUGCUGAGGACACGUCAAAUGUGUUAUAAUUUAAAUAAAUAAAUAAUUAUUAAUUACAUGAAAUGUAAGUUAAUAUAAUUUUUAAAUUUUAAUUAAUUAAAUUAAAUUUAAUUUAAUAUAAUUUUUAAAAUUUUUGUAUAAUACAUAUAAAUAUAAAAUUUUAUUGAUUAAGUAAAUAAAAUGACAUAAUAAAGCUUAUAAUCAAUUCAAUUU